AUGGCAAGUGCUGGCGACGAAGACAACGAUGCGGUGCUUAGUGACGUGGAGGGCGACGAUUCAGUGCCGGUCGCGAUUAAGACUCCAUCGCCAGACGAAAUCUCCGCGGAGCGAUUCCGCGAGCUCGUCGCCGAGCUAGAUCGCGAGCGACAAGCUCGAGAGGCGGUGGAGAAUUCGAAAUCGGACCUGCAAAUUCAGUUCAAUCGAUUGAAGGCUCUGGCGCACGAGGCCAUAAAGAAGCGCGACGAGUGGGGGAGGCAGAGGGAUGAGGCGUUGCGUGAAAAGGAGGAAGCUUCUAAAACUAACGAGAAGGUCUCGGCGGAAUUGGCCGAGUCGAAUAGGGCAAAGGACGAGGCUUUGCAGCAGAGGGAUGAGAUUGCGAAGCAAUUGGACGAGGUGGUGAAGGAGAGGGACGGUUUGAGGUCAGAUAUUGGGAAUUCAACUCAUAUGCUCAUGUCUGGAAUCGAUAAGAUAUCGGGGAAGGUUAGUAAUUUUAAGAAUUUUGGGGUGGGGGGGUUGCCAAGGUCGCAGAAAUACACGACAGGAUUGCCUGCGGUUGCUUAUGGAGUUAUUAAGCGAACGAAUGAGAUUGUGGAAGAGCUUGUUAGACAGAUUGAUUCCACGGCCAAGUCUAGAAACGAAACGAGGGAGCAGAUGGAUCAGAGAAAUUACGAGAUUGCCAUUGAGAUUUCUCAGCUGGAGGCCACGAUUGGUGGUUUGAGAGAAGAGGUCGCGAAAAAGACCUCCAUUGUUGAGAAGUUAGAGAAGAGUAUGGCAGAAAAGAAUGGCAAAGUGUCGGUGAUUGAACGGGAGAUGGAGGAGAAGUUGAGUAAGGCUGAGAGUGAGGUUUCAGAGUUGAAGCAGUUAGUUGGAGAGUAUGAUGAUAAGUUGACGAAUUUAGACUCGAAAAUGGAAGCACAGAGGCCUUUACUCUUUGAUCAGUUGGAUUUGGUUUCGAAAAUUCAUGACCGGCUAUAUCAUGUUAUGAGAAUCGUUGAUGCCAAUAAUUUGGAUCAGUCGGAGUUUUCAGAGUCCCUGUUUCUCCCUCAAGAAACGGACAUGGAGGAGAACAUACGUGCAACUUUGGCUGGGAUGGAAUCCAUUCAUGAGUUGACCAGGAUUGUUAUUGAAAAGACGAGGGAUUUGACUGAGGAAAAGAACCGCGAAAUUAAGAGUUUGGAUGAAACAGUGAAUCGGUUAGUUAAAGAGAAAGAACAAAUUGGAUCAUUACUUAGGAGUGCAUUGUCAAAGAGGAUCACAUCAAGUCCAUCUUCUAAAACGAGUGAAUUGUUUCAAGUUGCAGAAAAUGGUUUAAGGGAGGCCGGGAUAGAUUUCAAGUUUAGUAAGCAUGUUGGGGAUGGGGAAGUGGAUACACUUGAGACAGAGGAGGAUGAAAUAUAUGCGUUAGCUGGUGCUUUGGAGAACAUUGUUAAGGCAUCUCAGCUUGAGAUCAUUGACCUGCAGCAUUCUGUGGAGGAAUUAAGGGCAGAGUUGAGUUUACUCAAACAGCAUGUUGAGGCUCAAGCUAAGGAGCUCGACCAUAGAAUGCGUAGAAUUGAGGAACUUGAAGAAAAGGAGAGAGUAGCGAAUGAAAGUGUUGAAGGGCUGAUGAUGGACAUUGCUGCUGCUGAAGAAGAAAUUGCAAGAUGGAAAGCAGCAGCCGAGCAAGAAGCUGCUGCAGGCACAGGUGUAGAACAAGAAUUUGUGGCACAGUUGUCGGCGCUUAAGCUUGAACUUGAGGAGGCAAAGCAGGCGAUUGUGGAAUCAGAGAAGAAACUCAAGUUCAAAGAAGAGACAGCUGAUGCUGCCAUGGCAGCCAGAGAUGCUGCUGAGAAGUCAUUGAAAUUGGCAGACUUGAGGGCAUCCAGGCUCCGGGAUAGAGUAGAGGAGCUUACCCGUCAGCUAGAAGAAUUUGAAAGUCGGGAAGACUCAAGGAGGGGCCUGAGUGGACCUAGAUAUGUAUGCUGGCCAUGGCAGUGGCUUGGGCUGGACUUUGUGGGGGUCAGUCGCUCUGAUACACAACAAGAGAGUAGUUCAAAUGAAAUGGAGCUCUCUGAACCUCUUCUUUGA
Messenger RNA from Prunus armeniaca (apricot), 2070 nucleotides. Lineage: Eukaryota; Viridiplantae; Streptophyta; Magnoliopsida; Rosales; Rosaceae. The record is from the annotation of a GenBank genome assembly.